GUGGGCAUGAGCGGUCGCGCCGUGGAGAGACGCCCCGAGUGACACGCGAGACCGUGCGACGUGUUGAGUGGCGAAGCGACGCCGCCAUGGGGGGCGUGCUCGGACGACGACGGCGCCUCUUGCUGAUCCUGGCCACACACUUGCCGCUGCUGCUGUGCGCCGCCGCCUCCAACAGUGGGGAGGUGCGGUGCUUCUGCAACGUGCCGCCGUGCAUCACGACGGGCUACAUGUGCAAGUCGGCGCUGGGCGCCUGCUUCAGCGAGGCGCGGCUCGGCUCCGCCCCCGCGGGGCCCGGCGCCCGCCUCCACGGCUGCCUCGACAUGCUGCACAGGGACCAGCAGGAGGCGUGCAGCGAGGACGGCGGCGCGGGCGCCGGGCUGUCGUGCUGCUCCACCGACAUGUGCAACCACGUGGACGGGCUGGCGCACGCGCACGCGUUCGGCCGCCAGUACGCCGCCUGGCACCACGGCCGCCUCAACGCCUCCUCCCUGACAGGUGCCGCUGGGAACGCGAGUGCGUCCGCGCGCGGCGCGGCCUCGCCCGAAUCCACGGCGUACGCGAGCGGCGAGGUGUGGCUGAAGGCGGCGACCAUCGCAGUGCCGGUGUGCGGCGUCGUCAUCCUGGUGGCGCUGGUGGCGGCCGCGGUGCGCAUCCUGCGCCGCGACGCCCGCGAGCUGGCCGCCGCCUCCGCCGCCUGCAAGGCGCCGCCGCUGGCGCGCUGCAAGGUGCCGCUGCUGCCCUCUGCCGCCGCCGCCGCGCACCACCACCAUCACCACCACCACCACCACAACCACCACCAGGAGGCGGCCGAGCGCCGUCCCGACAAGAACGAGGCGAACGCGCGCCGCAACCGAGCCGCGGCGCACGCCAACCUCUUCCGGGGAGACGACGCGAGCGGCGCGGGGCCCGCAGGGGAACCCCCGGCCAAGCUGUACCACAAGGCGGCCAUCACGUGGCGCGCCGACGGCUGCGCCUGCCCCGUCUAGCAGGGGAGGCCCCGCCGACACGAAUACCAAUUCAAAAGUGGAGUCUUCAAAUUCAACAGUCCAGUCUCCCCAGUGCGCUUACCAUACUAAAAGCAGCCACCUCAACUGUCAUGUUCUGAUUUCGUGCUGGUGACUCUUGAAUCAGAAUGGUCUAGGUGCCAUUGUUUCUUGCCAGUGCGUGGAGGAUCCUGCAUACGUUUCAGAGCAAGUACACGAACCUUCACUUACUUACCUCCGUGUACUGGCUAUCGAAUUAGAACGUGGUCUGAGAAAUGUCUAAAUGACAUCCUUGAGGAAUCUAAACAUGUUGUAAUUUCUUUCUCCUGGCCUAUAGUUAGAUUAGGUCUAUUCCAUUCCUGAUCUGUCUUGGGGCUGUAAUUUGAAGCCAGGAUGAGGACAUCACAGAUUAAUUUUCCUCUCGAUCAGAUUCGCUUUUCUGAAAAAAUGAAUAUCAGCAGAGAAAACUGCCUUGGAAACCCCGGAGUCCUUUCCUCCAUAGGUAUCUACAGGUGUCCCAUCAUCUUGUGAUACCAGGGAACAUCACAGGCAACAUCCCAAUAUCAACUGCAAUUCUUCAAUUACAGGGGAAGAAAAACUCUUUUCUCUUUCAUUUUGUGGUUCUGUUUCAGUUCUGGAUUUUCUAGAUGAGUGAAGUUGCUGGAAUGAUGAGGUAAUCUUGAAAAUGUGGCUCAAUUAACUAAGUGAGAACAUGGCAAACAGCAAAGUGUAGCAUAUUUUGCAUACGACAGUGCUUUGUUUUAUUUUCUUGCUGUCUGCAUACAUACAUCAGAUAGAUACCUUACACUACUAUGCAUUGCUGCUUGUAAAUGUAUCAGAUCAUUUAGUUAGACAUAUACAAAUGCAGCUAUAUGUUUUCGAUGUUGUGUUUUUGACUUUCCAAGUCCUGCAAGUUCGUAUUAAUUCCAUUCAUGUUAGUAAAAAGGUAUAUGUUCCAUCUUACACUGAAUUCUUCCAAGUAAUAGAACAUUUUGAAAUGUGGCAUCAUUAGAGUAUGUUAGUAUAACCCAGCAAAAGUAGUUUUGCCUCUGCACUUGGGGUACUGGCUGUCUCUCCCACGGACAUCUUUCGUUUCUGGGCAAAUAUGACAAUCUUGGUCAUGAAAUUCUUUUAACUGUAUCUGUCCCAUUAACAAGAAGACGUAUCUAUGUCUGUUUUAACUGAUGCUGUUUUUUACUGCUGAUUGGAAUCAGUGUGAUAAAAUCAUUGGCAAUUUGUUAUACCAUUGGAAAUUAGGAUUAUAUAAGGAACUGCAAAUAACUACUAUUCUACAUUAAUUCUCCUUCUGACUCAUCAACUGUCAAUCCAUCAUGACCUCCUAUAUAUUCACGACAAUAACUUGACUCAUUAAGUCAUGGAUAGGAUACCCAGUAAGACAGCAAUGAAAAACUUUUUAAAUGUCAUUCUCUGUUCAAAAAGCUCUUGUAGCUUGCACAGUACAAGAUAUAUACUUUUUUAGUCAACACUGUAAUAUAUAUGUACAACAUUUAUUUAGGUACAUUUAUAACCAUUUUAUAAUGUGAAUAUAUAUCUAUACACAUUGUAAACUGUACAUUAACAAAUAUUUAAAAGACUGUAUAGGAUAAAGGAAAUGUACAUAAAAUAGUUUAUCAGUUGGACUUCACUUGAAAGUUGAUUUGUGUUUGGGUAAAAAUGUUCCAAGACACAAACUCUGACUUUAGUGCAUCACCUUCAUGAUUAGUGAUUUGUGAGUAAGUGGCCCUACGUUUUGUGGUCUUUCGUUAUAGCAUUGACUGAAGAAUGUCAUUAAUAGUGGGGCAGUAGUAACUGUAUCUGGAGAUCACAAAUAAUGCUGUGAUAAAUAAAUAUGAUUUUUACAUUUUAGAUGUAAAUAUAUACAUUUUUGUUACUAUAUAUGUGUAAAAAGACAAUAAAAGAAGUUAAAUUUUUCUUA
Messenger RNA from Schistocerca americana (American grasshopper), 2919 nucleotides. RefSeq names its product BMP and activin membrane-bound inhibitor homolog. The coding region runs from base 87 to 986 and encodes 299 amino acids. The record is from RefSeq and is a predicted model, not a curated record. The transcript is spliced from 4 exons. Lineage: Eukaryota; Metazoa; Arthropoda; Insecta; Orthoptera; Acrididae.